AUGAUGGAGACCUUAGGCUGUGUUAAGGAGUGUAAUUUGCUCUAUUACCACUUCAAAAGACCCUUUUUAGAUUUGGAUUUUGGGUUGUUUGCAUUGGCUAGUGACAGUGAUAUUAACCAUUUGGGUACAUACGUGGGUAAACAUAAACUAGUUGAAGUUUAUGUUGAACAAGGUAAAACAAUGUUGCAUACAUAUACAAUGUCAUCUGCCCCUAUUAAAGUUGGGAUAGAGGAAAUCGUUGAUCAACCUUCGUGUAGUAGAAGGCUAUUUUUGGAAUGGAAGGAAACUGAAAUAGGGGAUUGUAUUGGAUCAAUUAAACUAGACGUUAUGCCAACAAAAGAAAUUGAAAGUGAUCAAAUUGAUGCCCAAUGUGAAACACAAUGUAUAUUUGAUGAAUUUCAUGAAAUUCUAAAUGAAGAACCUGUAGGGAUUACUCAUGAAAGUGACAAUAGAGAUGAUGUUGGUGAUAGUGAUAAUAGUGGGUUUAUAGUAGACUUAGAUAACCUCCUAGAUGAACCUGGGAUAGACAUGAAUGAGUUUUUUCUACAUAUUGAUGAAGAUAUAGAGUGGUUGGGUGAUCUUAGAGGGUCAAAUGUCAAGGAAACCUAA
Molecule: messenger RNA, 609 nt
Organism: Lactuca saligna
Lineage: Eukaryota; Viridiplantae; Streptophyta; Magnoliopsida; Asterales; Asteraceae
Source: the annotation of a GenBank genome assembly